Messenger RNA from Columba livia (rock pigeon), 5639 nucleotides. RefSeq names its product CTD small phosphatase like (gene CTDSPL). Gene Ontology annotation, molecular function: RNA polymerase II CTD heptapeptide repeat phosphatase activity. The transcript has 9 exons. The coding region runs from base 542 to 1423 and encodes 293 amino acids. Lineage: Eukaryota; Metazoa; Chordata; Aves; Columbiformes; Columbidae. The record is from RefSeq and is a predicted model, not a curated record.
AAGCGCGGAGGAGGAGGAGGGCGGCGGCGGGGGGGUAUGUAGGGAGCGCGGGGCUGUGCCGGGGGACGCGCUCGGGGGAGGCCCCGCGGGGCGGCUCAGGUGGAUGCGGGAGGCGGUGUGAGGCGGGGGGGAGGCGGCGCGGAGGGGCCGGGGGCACUUCCCCCGCCUCGGGAGGCGGCGGCUCCGGCGGGGUCUCGGGGGGAGCGCUGCCAGGGCUUCCCGGAAGGGUGAAUUGGAGUCCUUAUUUAUUAUUUUUUGUUAAGGGGGGGGGUUGAUUCGCCUUCCCCCCCCCCGCCCCGUGGAGAUUUGGCGCCUGGAGGCGGCGGUGGCAGCGGUACCGGAGGGGCCCCUGUGCGCGGUGCCCCCCCCCCCCACCACCCCAGCUUGGCUUCGCUCCUGGAGGAGUUUUUUAUUAUUAUUUUUUUUAACUACAAAUCUGCAUAUUGAUUUUUAAACAAACAAACAACCCCCCUCCCCACCCCCCCGCACACAAGCCUGCCUCCGGGAGGGAAAUAGCCAGGUGAAAUCUCACUCUGUUUCCAUGGACAACCCGUCCAUUAUCACCCAGGUGACUAACCCCAAAGAGGAGGAGAUCCUGUCCUGCACUCAGGAUAAAGUGUCCCAAUGUAAUAUCAGCUUGAAGAAGCAGAGGAGUCGAAGCAUCUUUAGCACCUUAUUCUGCUGCUUUCGUGACUACAAUGUCGAGCCACCAUCUACCAACAGCACCAGUGCUCUUCCUCCUUUGGUGGAGGAGAAUGGAGGACUUCAGAAGGGUGACCAGAUGCAGGUCAUGCCUAUACCAAGUGGAAUAUACUAUUUCCACGGGACUGAAGCAGUGCAGCAGUCGGUUCACUACAAGCCACCAGCUAAAUACCUCCUGCCAGAACUGACAGCAUCAGACUAUGGGAAGAAGUGUGUGGUCAUUGAUUUAGAUGAGACUUUAGUGCACAGUUCAUUUAAGCCAAUUAGCAACGCUGAUUUCAUCGUUCCUGUUGAAAUCGAUGGCACCAUACAUCAGGUUUAUGUGUUGAAACGACCACAUGUGGAUGAGUUUCUUCAAAGGAUGGGAGAGCUCUUUGAAUGUGUUCUCUUCACAGCCAGUCUAGCCAAGUAUGCAGACCCAGUAGCCGACUUGCUGGAUCGCUGGGGUGUGUUCAGGGCAAGACUCUUUAGAGAAUCCUGUGUUUUCCACCGAGGAAAUUACGUGAAGGAUCUGAGUCGACUGGGACGUGAGCUGAGUAAAGUUAUUAUAGUAGAUAAUUCUCCUGCAUCUUACAUCUUCCAUCCUGAAAAUGCAGUGCCUGUGCAGUCCUGGUUUGAUGACAUGACAGACACAGAGCUGCUAGAUCUUAUUCCUUUCUUUGAAGGACUAAGCAAAGAGGAAGAAGUUUACAGUAUGCUCCAUAAACUCUGCAACAGGUAGCCCUGAACUUGGACUGACUUCUGCUGCCAGCUCGCAGUUCCUCGAGGCAUCUCCAUCCUUUUCAGCCCUUUCAAAUGUUAAGCUUUGGGGAGGUCACCCCACUCAGAAGUGCUACUCUUGAUCUUCCCAUUACGUUGGACACGAAGGACAAUCACGAGUGAUGCUAUUAAGCCUUCAGAAGCCUGACUCCUAAGGUCAUGUGUUCAGACUACUUUUUUAAAAGGAAAACAAAAAAAAAAACAACAAAAAAAAAGCUAUUUUAAACAGAACUCUUUUAAUGAAUUUCAUAAAUGGACAUCUUUUACUGGAUCAGCUUUUCUUAAAACAUGCCAAAAAAAAGAAGCUUGUAUUUCAGCAGUUGAAUUUCUCUCCCUUUCUUCCCCUCCCACUAUGCAGACAAUUCUACCCCCUGCUUAGAGCAGUUGACCUGACUCUGAAUUUUUUCUUACCGAAUGAAGUGCCUUUUUGAAUGUUAUUUUAAGAUAAAAAUUCAUUUUUGUAUAAGACGUAUUUCCAGACAUCUUUUAGUCUUGUAUUGUCUAAAUGCUUUAAAAGGAAAAAGGAAAAAAAUUUUAUAGAGCACUGUAAUAUAUAACAAAGGAAAAAGUUAAAACAAAGAUGCUGGGUUCCUGUCUCCACAAUGACAUUAAGUUGUAAUUACAUUUUGUCAUGCUCAGAAGGUUGAAGCGUUUGUGGGAGGGGUGAUUUGGGUUAAUUACACGGUUGUUUCACUGAUGUGAUUUUCUUUUUGGGCACAGUUUUGAACAUAUCUGCAGUUGGUUGAGUAUUAGGGAACGAUGGAAUUGAGAAAAUCAGGUGGCGAAUAGAUCUAAAGCACCUUUUCUUCUAGACAGAUCAAGUUCUAUUGUCUCCGCUUACGCACAACUGCCAUGCCUCUCGUUUUCAGAAAACCAUUAUCUUGGGAGAAUGAGAUCUAUUUAUUAGUUUAAGAUGCUUUUCUUAAAAAAAAGAAACCCCAUCUGGGUAAGCUGGAUCUGUAUGGAGCUGUUUGGAGUACUUCUUUCUUUUAAUUGCUGCUACUGUAUCCUCACCAAAUGGAGUUGACCAUCGGCUGUUAUACUGUUUUUGCCACUGUGCCUGUGCUAUGAAACAUUCUCUGUAAGCUGCAAACUUGGGCAAUAAAUAAAACGCAGGCUUCAUAACCCACCCCUGGGUAUUAACCCCAUGGAAUCUGGUAUAGCAGAGAACUCAGUUAAAGGUGACCUGGAAAGGAUUUGUUAAUAUUUUGGUUUUCAAUUAGGAAAAUUAGUCCUUUUUUUGCUAUAUAACAAUGCAAGAAGUAUUUUUCCCACCUCUCUGAUUCGUAUUUCUUCUUCCCCAAGGCGUGAGGUACAGAUCAGGAGCUUAAUCAAGUCUUGCUAGAAGGGCAGAAGUGACGAGCCUGGCCUAAAAUUGGUCCUGUGGCUUUGGAGUUGAAUAAGCCUCAUCUCAAUCUGAGAACCUGCUUAGCAUCUUCUAUAGUGUCACAGGUACCCUUGUGAAAUAAAAACUGUUAAAUUUUUAAGCCUUUAAAGCACAAGGCACAUUUAUUUUUCAUUCCCUUUCCAGUGUCACCUUUUAAUUAUUACCCGCACCAGAAAUCUACCAACGUAAAAAUCACAGCCAUGCGAUUAGAAGGCUAAAUGGAGUAGUUGGUGCUUCUAAUUACCCCGGUGCCAAAUUUCGAACCAAUAAAUCCACUUCGCCUUUUAUAUUUUUCUCGAAAAGUCUCGACGACUCGGAAAUAAUAAUGAAAAGAAAAACCAUUGCGAUGGACUUGGGUCGUCAACCUCGUCUAAAACUUUGGUGAAGCAGCUUAACAAAUCAAUUCAUAGAAGGGCAGGCAGUGAGUAGGUUGUCGUGGGUGCGGUAUAAACUGGUCCCCUCGUGGGCCAGCUGUGUCCCAGCUGUGCACCAGCUGUGGCGCCGAGGGGCGGUGGCAUCGCCGCUCUGUUUUCUUACCGGUUGGCAUUAACCUUAGUACUGUAUAACUCUGUGCCACAACAAAACUGUCAGAUUAAGAGGAAAAUCCUAUGUUCUUUAAAACAAAAAAAUUGAAAAAAAAUGAAAAAAAAAACAAAAAAAAGGACGUAUGGAUUCGGGUUAGUUCAUUAGCGUUUAUUUUCAGUUGAGGAUGGUUUAAUUUUGUAUUUGACUUGGAGAGUAAUGAAACUGUAAGCUGCCAAAAAGUUGUUCUCUGAGCAGUAUUUUCAACUGCGUUUGUCGCUUCGAGGCCUCCAGCGCAGUUUGCAGGGAAGAAUUCAGGUCCUAGUUAGACGUGCAGGUAUGAUGGGAAUGGCUGAAGAAAACUCAAAGACUUUCUCGCUAGCGUUAGACCAAACAAUCUUCCAAUUAGACAAUAAUUAACCCCGCCGAGACGUUGUCAUUUGCCAGUUGUGACCCGUUGUACGUGAGAGGAUCCGUGUCAUUCGUUUGCAUUUCUGAAAGCAGCGAUUUCAUGAACCAGUUGCCUUAAGUCUGUGAAUGAAUGUUGAUUAUUAAAGUGUCUUGUAUUGUUCUAAAAUCCACAUAGAAUGGACAACUGAACUUCUGCACCAGCUUCUGGAAAGAACGGUGUUCUGCACAACUUGUCCUGGAACGUUUAUUUUGACUCCUGAACUCCACAGAUUUCAACCCAAAACCCUUAUUUUAACUUAGUACAGCAUUAAAAUGACACUUGGUGACAAUACAAAGGUGAGAAACUUUACAGUUUUGAUCUUUCCCGGUGUCUUAAGAGUAUUUUUUAUCACUUCUGAUUCUUUUUUUAUUAACUCAUUCCCAUUGAUAUCAAACUUGGGACGAUCUCCAGUCAGGUUGGGCCUUCCCUGGCUCUUCAGGUUGGGCCAAAGGGAUCGAACUGUUGUUUAUUCUGAUACUUAUCAUCGUACUUGAAAUUUCAGGUGUUAGGUUUGCGUGGAUAUACAUACGCUGUAUAUAUAGAGUGUCUGGAUGUUAACAAAGCAAUAGAGCUCUGUCCGUGGUGUCAGAUAACGAGUGGAACGUUUGGAAAAUGCACAAUACGGGUAUUCGAUUGUAUUUUAAGUACGAGAUUUUUAAGAAUUAAAACAGAGGAAACAAAAACUAGUUCUAUCCUAAAUCUCUUGCAUCUUUUGAAGUGCAGCUCAUGCCUGUGGGUCCCGGGGCUGUUAUAAACCCCAGGUUCCAUCCUAUUUCUGCAUAUUACACAAGUCUUUUCCAGUUGGUCAUUGGGUUCAGCUACAGAAACGCUGCCUGGCCUGAAGUUCCGUUGUCCUUUAUAUGUCGGGUUAACAAAGGUUUUUUGCCUGUAUAGGUAUUUUUAAAUUAAACUGUAAGGCAGAAUGCCUCUGAUUCUUUGAAAUCCAACUGAAGUGUUACCGAUUAAAUUGCCAUUUGUAAACUAGGGCUGUGCGCAGAAUAUUUGUUCACCCCCAGGAAUCGCGGCAGGGGCCGGACGGAGGACGGGAGCAAAUGUAGUUGCUGUGUUAAUUUAGGAAGCUUUGCAAAGAAGAAUUUGUCUCUUUGGUUUGCCCUUUUAAUCGUUUUUAGACAGCAAAGUGAUACGUGGAAGCGACUCGACACCUGAGGAGGUUUGGGUAUCGGUGUGUGCAAUCACUUGAUCACAGCGUGAUUUUGAUUAGACUGGUUGGGGACAAUAAAAGUAUCGAAAUGACACUGGCGUGUGCUGAUGUUGCAGCUUUUGACAUUUCAGUGUAAAAAAAAAAAAGAGAAGAAAUAAUAACCUGUAGCUCUAUAAUUGACAAACACGUAAUCCUAUGUUUGACGGAUUCUUUUUAAACUAAUAAACCACAGUACCGCACAGCCCUAUUUGUACAACAGAACCCAGUUUGUGCCUCUGAUUUCCAAGGUGCUGUGAUGAUUUUGGGCGCGGGGGGCAGGCGAGACCUGGGGGGGCAAUUGCUUGAGAAUCUCUGGGCUAACUAUGCAAGAGCAGCUGUCCGUUUGCUGUUUCACAUUAUAUUGUAAAACUCCAGCUGACUUUUUCUUUCUUGUUAAAGCUCUAUUGGGAACUUAACAGAGGAGUAAGCAAUGGAAAUGUGUCUUUUCUUCUUUUUUCUAAUGGAGCUGUUUACACUUUAAUGCAAUGAACAAUCCGGCGAUACUUGAGAAACGCUGCCGAUACCAUGUGAGUGUUUUCAGGAGAGAGAAGUGUUGUCAAUCAGGUAUUGAAUGGUUUCUUUACUGUCACAAAUAAAAACCAACUUUUAACAAUAUA